GUGGCCCUUUUUAACUAUGCAUCCCUGAUUCCCUGUUACUAUGUAGAACCUGCAGUGCAGUUACAACAUGGCCUCUCUGCUCACCUUUUCUAUAUUAGAGAUGUAGAUCUCCAUAUGUCGAAACCGACUUCUCAUCUGAUUGAUAGGGACCAUGGAAUGGGCAAUGUCACUAUUGUUGGACCAACCAAAAGUCCUCAAAAAGGUCCAAGCUGAGAUCGAUGCUAAUGUAGGAAUAAACCGAACUGUGCAACGCUUGUCAUGCAAGGAGUAUCAAAUCCCAUGAAGAUCUCAAGGACUAGUACUUGAAGUAGAAGGGGGUGGGGAAAAGAAAGGGAUAGAUGGGAUUGUUGGAAUGGAGGGGAUAUUUGGGAUGGAAGGGAUGGUGGGCACUGUAACAGAGGGCAAUGGUGGCAAUGUGCCCUUAGGAAUAGAAGGGAUUGUCGGUAUGGUAGGGCUGGUCGGUAUUCCGGCAGGUAGCGGCGGCAACGUUGCCUUAGGCAAUGGUGGCACUUGGGUGGUUGGCAAGGGUGGUGGCAAUGUUGGUUUUGGGAUUGAGGGAAUGGUUGGUAAAGCUGGUGUAGGAGGUAUGGCUUGAAGUAGAUUGCGAGCAGCGAGGGUGAUGUCAAUGUUUUGAAGUGAAAGUACUGUGACCACAAAACUGAAGAAAGUCUUGGAAGCCAUGGCUGUAAGGAAACAAGGCCUUGGAGAAGAUCUUACAAAGAGGAGACUAGUACUUGAUUGAAUGAAGAAGAGCAGCAAAGCUGGAUGGAUAUAUAUAGAGGGAAAGUGGGGCCAGAAUUUUGGAUUUAGUCCCUAAAAUAGGUGUGGGUUGGUGGGGUUUGAAUUCCAUGGGUCGCUUGGAAAUGGUGUGAGGUUGUUAGAUUAUUGUCAUUGUUAGCUUACCUCUCCUCACCUACAAUAAAGAGCAAGUAUUCCAACAGGAAUUAUAAAUUGGGAAAGAAUGUAGUUGUAGUGGCAAUAAUGAUAACAAUUAUUUUUAUCAAUAUUAUCCACCCAUCUCAUAAAAUAUGUAUUUGUUAACUAUUGUUUCAUCUAAAAACUCAAACGGUUAGGGAAUGACAACAUCAAUAUAUACAUCAACACAGGUCAAUGGCCUCUCUCCAACUGGACCUAUUCUUCUGAUCUUUAUGUUUUUUUUUUUUUUUUUUUGUACUAAACUCGACAUUGGCAGCCAGAUAGAGACCCACAAGAGGCCAGCGAGGUGACCCACUGAUCUGUCAAUACCAAUUAAAAAAAAAAAAUGAAAGAAAAACCUCGUCAGAAAAUACACUCGACAAAAAGAGGGGGCUCACCUUCGGCAUUGUCCUUAUUUGAACCCCUCAAUAUUCGUCAAUUAGGAAAAUCUAAUCUAGGCUGAGAAUUUGCAUAUGUAGCUAACACUCGCAUGAUGUGUCUGGGAAGAUCAGCCAUAUCUGUCAAAAUUCCUCUCUCAACACAUCUUGGCUUAAUAUAUAGUCUAUCAAGUAAGGAAGACAUGAUCUAUUAUUGGUGAAGCCUGAUCUUAGUUUCAAUCACGAACUACCGAUGAUUUUCUCCAAUAAUGAGAGUGGGAGGCCUUCGACUGAUUUUUUUUGGAGUCAUUUAUAUUUAGGGUAAUUUUGUGCUUUCAGGGAUUAGGAUUUCUCACAACACACUAUAUUUAAGGGAUUAUAUCAUAAGGAGAUAGAGGGUUCGGUUAUUGUAAAUUUUUCAUCAGAAUAAGUAGAAGCUCUGAUUAUUGCUUAACAAUGGAAGUAGCCCAUCUUAGGUGAACCAUCUAAAUCAAUGUGCUAUAUGUGUGUGAGUGAUUUUCCUUCGUUUUUCUUUUGCAAAUUGUUGUUCUGCUACGUUGUUAAUUCAUAACAUAAUGAUCAUUUGUGAGUCCUCACUGUGGUGCAGGUGAUGUUAACAGCUGGGAUCGAUACUGCAGCAGGGACCCUGGAAUGGGCGAUGUCACUAUUGUUGAACAAUCCAGAAGUCCUCAAGAAGGCUCAAGCUGAGAUCGACACCAUUGUAGGACAAGAGAGACUAGUCAAUGAAUCAGAUAUUGCCAGGCUCCCAUAUCUUCAUUGCAUUAUAAAUGAAACCCUUCGGAUGUAUCAUGUCGCCCCACUACUAGUACCUCAUGAAUCAUCAGAGGAGUGCAUUGUAGGAGGUUUUACUAUCCCACGUGGCACGAUGCUAUUGGUUAAUAUGUGGGCAAUCCAAAGAGAUCCCAAGUUAUGGGAAGAACCCACAAAGUUCAGGCCAGAGAGGAUGGAGGGCAUUGGAGGAGUAACUUCAGUAAGGGAUGGGUACAAGUUAAUGCCAUUUGGGUCAGGUAGGAGGAGUUGCCCUGGGGAGGGUCUAGCCUUGCGUGUGGUUGGCUUGACAUUGGGGUCAUUGAUUCAAUGUUUUGAGUGGGAAAGGGUUGAUGAAGAGCUGAUCGACAUGACUGAAGGCCCCGGACUACCUAAAGCCAAGCCUUUGGAGGCUAACUGCAAGCCACGUCCAGCAAUGUUGAGCUUCCUUUCUCAAAUUUGAUUCACUGUUAUUUCGUUGUAGCUUGUCCCUUAGUGUCAUUCAAGCAUUGUAACCAAGUACAUCAUAAAAUUUCUCUGUGA
Macadamia integrifolia is the source of this 2603-nucleotide messenger RNA. Its product is annotated as cytochrome P450 81Q32-like. The record is from RefSeq and is a predicted model, not a curated record. Gene Ontology annotation, molecular function: heme binding; monooxygenase activity; oxidoreductase activity, acting on paired donors, with incorporation or reduction of molecular oxygen. Lineage: Eukaryota; Viridiplantae; Streptophyta; Magnoliopsida; Proteales; Proteaceae.